AUGUCUAUGAACGAUCACAGAAGAAUGUUGCUAGAUAUCGGCGCCUUGAAUAGCACAAGUGAGGAUUUGUCGCAAUAUCCCAGUAUCCUUCAGGAUGCAGUGAACACAAUCAUCGCCUGCCUGGCUGUGCUUGGUAACGGCUUGGUCAUCACCGUUAUGCUGCUCAGACGACGAGUCUUCAGCUCCUUCACAAAUCGUCUCAUCCUGCACCAGUCCAUUAUUGACACUAUUGCUGGAGUCUUGUUUUUCAUUCACCACGUCGUUAUCAAGACUCGAACCCUUACAGCCUCUAUGGAGGGUAACGUUAGUGAUCAAAUUCUUUGUCGUUUUCUAGUCUCGGAUUUUGCUCUUUGGUGGGUGAAUGUGACAUCGACCUAUAACCUCGUCGUGAUAUCGCUGGAGCGGUUUAUGGCGACUUGCCACCCGGUGAAGCAUCGGAAUACUUGGUCGGCAGCCAAGCUCAAGUUUGCAGUGGCAUCUGCCUGGGGUGUAGGGCUCGUGUAUAACUCACAUUAUGUCUUCGCCUUUGAAGCUCGCCAGGGAUAUUGUGAGCUAAUAGAAAUGAGUUCCGGAGUAAAGGCUUUAUAUCACACAGCUGUCUUGGCUGUUGGAUACUUCGUCCCCAUCACCAUUUUGAUCUAUACAUAUAGCCGGAUAUUAAUCAUGCUAAGAAAGAAAACGUUAAAUCAACAAGCGAACGGUCCUCGGAUUGUCAUGACUAAAGCUAAGAAGAACAUCCUCGUUACGACGAUGCUGAUAGGCGUUAUGUUUGUGGUGUGUUGGACACCAAUAGAAGUCUUGUACAUUUAUCAACGAUUUACUGUUUAUUGGAGCACUCCGUUGUACUAUCCGUUCACCAGCGUGUUGGCUUGCAACAUGUUCGUCAACCCGAUCAUUUACUGCUUCAAGUACGAACAUUUUCGCUCAGAACUUAGACAACUCAUAAUCAAGAGAUGUCGGAGGAACCGAGUGAAUAAUGUGGAGGUCAUGUCAAUUGCAGUUGCUGCUUUGAGAAUGGAUACACAUUUAUGA
Molecule: messenger RNA, 1032 nt
Organism: Patiria miniata (bat star)
Lineage: Eukaryota; Metazoa; Echinodermata; Asteroidea; Valvatida; Asterinidae
Product: galanin receptor type 1-like
Exons: 1
Coding region: 1-1032 (343 amino acids)
Biological process (GO): G protein-coupled receptor signaling pathway
Cellular component (GO): membrane
Molecular function (GO): G protein-coupled receptor activity
Source: RefSeq, a predicted model, not a curated record